This is a messenger RNA of Puccinia triticina, 3414 nucleotides long. RefSeq lists its product as uncharacterized. Gene Ontology annotation, cellular component: cytoplasm; nucleus; transcription export complex 2. The record is from RefSeq and is a predicted model, not a curated record. Gene Ontology annotation, biological process: mRNA export from nucleus. Lineage: Eukaryota; Fungi; Basidiomycota; Pucciniomycetes; Pucciniales; Pucciniaceae. The transcript is spliced from 13 exons. The coding region runs from base 1 to 3414 and encodes 1137 amino acids.
AUGCAAAGUGACUCUCUUCAUGGGGGAGUCUCGGAAGAACUCUCCUCGCGGUCGAGAUCUGAUUUCCCAGGCAAUCGGUUCUUGGAGUUGAAACCGCACCGCGAGGCCGAAAGACAGAGUGCGGUCCGUGAGGGGCUGAUACCUGAUCCGCUCAAGCCACGCCGACUGGAUGAGGCGUUGCCUUUCUUGGGCACUUGUCUUGACAUGUGCCCCGAGUUCGAACGACACGAGAGGGAAUAUCAGAACAACUCGGACAGAUGGGAACGAUAUCCCGGCACAUAUCGCAUCGACCCAAAAAAAGCUGUCAAAGCGUUCCAUCGGCCAGCUGCAGGAAACGAUCAACCCUUACCAUCAGAUGUCCGGCCUCCUGGUAUCCUUAAGAGCACGUUGGACUACCUGUUCAAGAUCUUACUCGCGAAAGAGUCUCUGUUUGAUACUCACGGCUUCAUUCGUGAUCGAACACGUUCAAUCCGCCAAGACUUUACGCUUCAAAACGAUCGGGGCCCGAUAGCAAUCGAAUGUCACGAACGGAUCGCGCGUUACCACAUCCUUUGUCUACAUUUCUUGCGCGACAAGGAGGGCGUUGGGAGCUAUCAGGAACAGCAAGAGCUCGAGCAGGUCCGCAAAGUUUUGCAGUCACUCAACGAAUUUUAUGACGACUAUCGGGGAUCGGAUUGCUUUUGUCCCAACGAAGCCGAGUUUCGUGCCUAUUAUCUCUUAACUCAUCUGAGAGAUUCGGAUGCUGCACGUGCCACCGAGCGCCUACCGGAAAAGGUGUUCAGCGAUCAAAGGCUACAAUCGGCUCUACAGUUACAAAUCUUGGCGCAAUGCGGAAAUAUGAGUCGAGCUGCCGGUCGGAGACCUGCCAAUUCACCAGCAACCUUGAAUGCGUUCACCCGUCUGUUCAAGAAAGUCAGCUCCACACAAACCUCCUUUCUCAAUGCAUGUCUCCUCGAAACUCAUUUCAGCGAGAUCCGUGUCUCUGCCCUCAAAGCCCUACGCUCGGCCCAAUCCCGCAAGUACGGCGCUCAUGUGCCGCUGGUUGAAAUCGCGAAGUUGUGUUACAUGUCACUCGAAGAAUCAUACGGGUUUUGCACCGCGUGUGGCCUGACCAUGUCAUCAGAAGAGUUGGAAAGAUGUACGGUGGCGCUACAUAGACAUGCCCCUUUUGAUGAUAAGCCUGUCACCUUUCGGACCGGCCAGUCGGUUUUCGUCACCGCAAAGGGAGCCCAUCUAGCAAUCAUAGACCUGAUAGAUGGAGCCCAACCUGCUGCGUCUCCUCUCCCGCCGACUAUUGCAAUCUUGAAAGCUCCAAAAUCCGUUCAACGCCCACCUACGCUAUCAGUUGCCUCGCCUCUUUUUUCUCCCACAUUCUCUGUUGCCCCUUCGGCACAAAAGUCAGUAACGGUCGACCGAUCAGUAUUUUCGCCGAUCAAAAGCAAUCCUUCGAUGACUCUCUCAUCUACGGUCCACGCAACCCCAUCACGCGCUCUCCAGUUGUCGCCUGUAAACCUUAGAUCUGCUGAGCUGGGCCUGACCCGAGAAAGAACUAAGCGAUCUGCGUCUUUGAAAUCAAUACAGGCUUCUCCCGCCAUUCCCAGUCCAACUGGCUCAACAUCCGCCUUGAAAAAACUCCCGCCUGGUUCACUUCCUGCUUCAUCUCUUGUGCCCCCAUCACCCUUUGCAACUCAACCGGCACGCCCACCAGUGGUCAAUCACGAUAAGGCUAUCGCCACGCUUAGCGCGGAACUGCUAUCAAAUAUCCUGGAAUCAUCGAUUUCACAAGUGGCACAGAAUACCCUCCUGAAAAGGUCCAUAAAAGCAUCCGCUGAGCAAAAAAUGAUGACUGAAAAAGUCAUCUCUCAUUUCUCCCGCAGCCUAGAAGAGCGGGUUCUAUCAGAGGUGGUGGAGGACAUCAUUUUCGACCUCGCAUCUUCAUCUCUUUUGGCUAUUCACCACACCAAACAACAGCGCGCUUUACUUAAAUCUACCUUUCAAAAGUGGAAGACCAUCUCUCGUUCGUGCAAGUCAAAACUCACCUGGAAAGUGAUCAGUUCAGCGAGGGUUCAAAGCCUGGCGGUGGGUGAUUUAUCUUCGAUUUGGAAUCCGGGAAAGAUGAAAAAAGUUGUGAGCCAGUACUUGUACCGAAAGGUGCUCUCGACCCAUCAGCUCUCGAUCCGAGAGAUCCGGGUCUUGGUUAUCACUCCGAUCAAAGCCCCUGUUGUUCAAGCUUGGCUCCGCUGUAAAUUCGACAUCGCCGCCGGUCAGAGUCGCACUCAAUCGAGCAUCAAUGAGGUUUCCUUCUCCAUGGAACUUGUCGACCAACAUGUUGAUCUACAGGAAUUAUCUCGUUAUGAUUUAAUUUUAGUCUGGCAAGAGCCUACCGAUCAAACAAAUUUAUUUUCCACUCAGAUAAUGGAGACUCUCCAGGCCCGAUCCCUUCACCAUAUCUGUUGUCUUGGUAUAUCAUGGCAAACUCAGCAGCCCAACAUGUUUCCGUACCCCGACGGGCGGGAUGGGCUCGAUCAAGUCUAUCUGUCCCUAGAAACACCCGAAGUUCAGCUCGAGCAAGCUCUUCAAGAUCGCUGGCCAGUCCCACUAGUCAACACAGCGCUGUCGAUGAACAAUGCAGAUCGGCUGCUGCCUCUGACGCAUAGUUGGAGAGGCGUGCACCGGAAAGCCGUCAGCCUCCUGCACGCAUAUGUCCCCGUCAACGACUUUGGUGUGACAAUUGAGACCAAGUCACAACUCAAGACUUGGCUCCUGAAAUUUAGUGUAGACGUUCUCAAGGGAAUAACUGAGCACGUUAGCAGGAUGCUACAUCCGCCCGACGACGCCCUGCUUUCAUCCGUCGUCCAAGCACUACGUAUAGCCCAUCUGUCGGAUAUACGACCGGAUAACGUCGAUCGCCUUUUAUCCGAAUACCAAUCUUCUUUGCCCCUUGGCACGUUCUCAUUCAACCUUUUGCAUCUAUUCGAGUCACAAACACAAUUGUCUCUAGUGGAGUUUUUUCAGCUGUUUGGGCAACACCUACUAGCGGCUUGGCUAGAUUCCGUCACCGCCUAUCUGCAGACUUCGUCCUCCACCGACAGCGAUCUGGAUAGCCCAAGAACUCCGACUCGGGUGCUCGUGUCCCCACGGAAAACGGAUUCCGGGCUCCAUGAGCAAGCUCAACUUCGUCCAAAACUCGAUUCAUUGUUCCAGCUCCUCCAACGCCAGGUCAUUGCCAUCUUCCCCAGACCGCUCACUCUUGAUCAUGCAAUGAUAUCGGAUACCUUAUCCGUCAGAGAUACCGACAAUCAUCAAAUAGUCGAGGAAGUUAGUCCACGCAACAAGAAGAAACGGAAGGCUGAUCGGCUGGCCGAGCUGCGUCUUUUGGUCACUCAAACUCGUGAAGGCUUGAGAACAAAUUGA